CUCCUCCCAUUUACUUAUUUGAUAGCGUUUGUUGUUUUUCUACAGUCGUAGCACUCAAACUGAACAAGAUAGAACGGUUGGACUCCGUCGAAAGAAGAUGAUCGGAACUUCACGACUCGAGUAUCUCUGGGUGGUGACUUGGGUCGUUAUCUUACACUCAAUUGGUCCACUCUCCGCCAUCUAUUGUCUCACAUCCAACUUCUUACCAGAACGGUUACGAGUCUGGAAAUACCUGGAAUACUGGGUGUUGGUAGAAACGCUGUUUUUCUUUCUCACCUACGGCUACCGUAAAUAUCAGCUGCAGCAUCCCGCGUUACAUCCAGAGCCUCUGGAGAAAGAGGAAAGACUUCGGCUCUUCCGCCGUUGUAUUAUAGGCUCUCCAGAUCUCGCAACAUUCUUUUCAAGAUGGUUCUUAGGCACACCUAUUAUUGCUAUCAAGAGAGAGAACAUCAAAGAGUGGCUUUGUUGGGCAUUCCUAAACACGGCAACAGCCAAACAUACCCACGAUGACGAGUUAGACACAUAUGUUGAGGAGCUGGAGGCGAGACGCGGAAUGAGUUUCGAGCCUGGAAGAGCUGAUGUCAAAAGUAUAAGGCUGACGCUCGAUAAGGUCAACGCGCUUCAUCGAAGUCUGACUUGGUAUCUGUGUAUCUUUGUGGUCGACAUCCUCACGCAUACCUACAUGUAUAGUAACGGGUUUAAUUUUUACCGGGGCUCGAUUGGGAAUUCCGUCAAGAUUGUCCCUCCGCGACCGCAGGUCCUGAUGGCGAACCAUCGAUCGCCAACCCAGGCUCUCAGUUACUGGCACCGUCCCCAUACCUCACGAAAGGAAUUACCGAUAGUCUUUCUUCACGGCAUCGGAGUUGGCCUAUACCCAUAUAUGCAACUCCUGAAAGAAGUAAAUUUGGGCCGCCGGCGUGAGGAUGGUAUGAUCGGGAUACUCGCGAUCGAGAUUUUGCCCAUAUCGUCUCGACUCACCCCCCCGGUACUCCGAAAGGAAGGCAUGUGUCGACAUCUUCAAUGUAUUCUCGAUCAUCAUGGGUUCGACACAUUCAUCCUAGUAUCUCAUUCAUAUGGCUCGGUGAUCAGUACCCACCUACUCAAGACACCUGAGCUGACCAAUCGAAUUUUUUCAGUCAUCCUUGUAGAUCCCAUAUCAAUACUAUUGCAUCAACCAGAUGUGGUAUACAACUUUAUGGUCCGAACACCUAAGUUCGCCAAUGAAUGGUUGCUAUGGUACUUCGGCUCGAAAGACAUGGGCGUGGCUUAUACACUCUCUCGCACCUUCUUCUGGUCGCAGAAUAUCAUAUGGAAGGAGGACCUCCUCGUCCAUCGUGCGACAGUAUUUCUCUCCGGGAAUGACUGCAUUAUCAACGCUCCACAAGUGCAGAGAUACCUACAGGGCGUCGAAGAGCAGGGCCUGGGCAAAGAUAAGGCAGGACAUCCUGAUGAGAGCGUACCGGCGUGUUGUGAGCGCGGCUGCGUGGAAGUGGUUUGGUGCGAUAGUCUUGAUCACGGACAGAUCUUUGCCCUGGCUACCUGGAGAGAGCGAUUGAAGCUUGAAAUCAUAAGAAAGGCACGAUACGCAGUGGACCAUGGCUCUUGCGUACCGGCCUGUGAGGUCUUGUCAGACUACGCUUUGUCGCGUUGAUGGGUAUCGGAUCCGGCAUUGUUUUGCGUUUUUAGCACGAGUUCUUUGGGUACGCGUGUUAACUGGAUCUGGUUUUGUGUGCUGUGAGACUCGGGACAGUGCCUAUCUUUGUAUUUUUUCCUUCUUUCAUAAUAUUACUAAUGAGGAGGAGGUAAAUUUUAUGCUGCACAUUAACAGAUAUAAGAGCCUCAAGAGGGUUUAAGGUUCAGUAAGAAGAGUGGAGUAGGAAUAGAUAUGGCGUAAACAUUUAAUCGGAUAAAUGUCCCGUCUAGUCUGCGCACAUGUCUCUUGGAAUACUUAGUUGAUUAUGAAGGAAGGAUCACUAUCUAAGGUCGUGGUAACGAUCGAACCCAUAAUUUCUUGGCCAGAGCUGUACUGUGCCCAACUGGGCCUACUUGGAGAGAUCAUGGUCCGAUCAUUCCCAUAUAGACCACCUCGUCCUUGCGGUGAAACUGUUCGAGAAAUCCUAGAAAG
Molecule: messenger RNA, 2125 nt
Organism: Exophiala mesophila
Lineage: Eukaryota; Fungi; Ascomycota; Eurotiomycetes; Chaetothyriales; Herpotrichiellaceae
Exons: 4
Coding region: 98-1651 (517 amino acids)
Source: RefSeq, a predicted model, not a curated record